AUGACACAUUUUACUGAUCUCAACAGAACAAAGUGCUAUAACCGGUUUAGGGAGAAUCUCACAAUAUUCGUUGAUAAUUGUGAUACAAUUGUUCUAAACUGCACUUGUUUUUCUGAAGACAAGAGUGCAUGGAGUGGUCCAAGUGGAUUACAGGUUAUGGUGAAUGAUACUACACUUACUGGCUAUGCAAAUGGCCUAGAAAUUAAUCCCAACUUACCAAUAACAAAUGUCGUUAUAUAUGGUAAUUAUACUAUAGGAAUGUGUCAUCUGAAAAUAUCAAACUUUUCGACAGCCAACAAUGGUAUUUAUGAGUGCAGUUAUAUCCAUUCUGAUAUCUUACAUAUUCAAAGAUUCAACGUAUUUAGUAAGAAACCACCGACAAAUUUGAAAAUAGUGAAAACUUCAGGAAAUAAUAUCAUAUAUGGGAAAGAGGGAGUUCGAAUAGAGUUAAAAUGUACUGUAAAAAAUGGUAUACCAGCAGCAACAUUGAUUUGGAGUAAAGAGGAUCUGACUGUUUCAAAUGGAAGUAGUGACACUCUGCUGUAUCAAUUUACUCCAACUAGAUUCGAUCAUAUGCAAAACAUCACAUGUUACAUCAAUAGCGAUUUGUUGACAUCUCCAUUGUCUGAGACAAUCAAGUUAGAUAUACAAUAUAGACCUCACUUGACAAUAAUUCGAAGCAGAUACGGAUCAAUAAUUGAAGGUGAAUCAGUGAAGUUGUGCUGCUUUUCAAAUAGUAAUCCACUAGUACAAUACUUGGCAUGGUAUCAGAACAAUUAUGAAGUAUUUUCUUGGAAACAAAGUCCCAAAUCUGAAGGACUCAAUAAAGAUCUCUGCCUUCCGAUUUAUACAGUAUAUAGAAACCAUACUGGAAAUUACACGUGUUUCGCAGAAAAUAGCAUUGCAAAAUCGAAUUCCAUAAUAGCUAUCAAUGUUUUAUAUCCACCAGAUGUUAAAGUAACCUAUACAAUUUCAGAACAAAGCAUAAUACUUCAUUGCAUUCCAAACGGUAAUCCAGAAAAUUACAUUUUUUAUGAUUGGCAACACAAAUCAGAAUUCAAUGAACACAUUCGUUAUAUUCAUGGAACACCAGAAGGUCAACUUAUCAUACAAACACAUCAGAGCAGGAAAACAAAUGAAGUCGAUGGUAUUUACGUUUGUAAUGUAUCUAAUGGUGUAUCUAAUCGAAAAGGACAAUUUAACCAAGAAGGUCAAACUUUGAUAAAAUCUCAUGCAUCACCAGUCUUUGUUUCAGAGAAUAAACCAAUUCAAGUUGGAACAUUUGGAAGUGGAGUAGAAAUAAAAGUUACAAUUUAUGAUAAGCUCUAUAAUAGCACAGUUUUUAUUAGAAACAAUGGUACAACACUUGAGGUUAAACCAACAAUAGAAAAUAUAACCACACAUGACACAUUGUAUGGGGUCAAUGUUAGAGUCACAGGAAUACAAUAUAUUUUUCAACUGUAUUUGACAUCAACAAAUAAUUUUACGAACUACACAGUGGAAGCAUGCAACGAUGUUGGGUGUAAUUAUUUUUAUGUAAAAGUAAUAUCGCCAGAUUUCAACAAUAAGCCUCAGAAGUAUUGUAAUUCUGGAUGGAAGAUUAUGGGUAUCUUGUUCGGAGGAAUUCUCAUAAUAAGCAUAUGUUUGAAUAUUUAUUGCUUGUUAAAACGUAAGAGUCUAUCAAGAAUGGUACCGGAAAUUCCACAUGAAAUGCAAUACGAUGAAAUUGGAAACAUUAAUGAUAACCAGGCGAGUAUUCUAGCUUUGUCAAACAGUGUACAUCAAGCGGUAACAAGUGUUGAUGGACCAUAUGUUGAAGAAGCAGACUCUCAUUUGACGCCUUUGGAACAUAACGACUCUUCAGACAACUCCGUACAAAGUCUGUCAACAUCACUGCUGUGUUGGGACGGAUAUGAACAUCCUUAUCAGUCGAUUGAUCCUGCUGAUAUAGAAAUACAUCCAUACCGUACCAUAGGAUCAUAUUUAUAUCAAAAUACAACAAUUUUUCCAAGGCGGAGAAGUUCUAGGAAUCCAAAUCCUUUCAUUCCAAAUGAAGAAAAAAGAGUUCCAUGGCUUGUCAUAUACAAGAAAACAUGUGUAAAUGCAUGGACUUAAAACGU
Messenger RNA from Mytilus trossulus (common blue mussel), 2120 nucleotides. RefSeq names its product hemicentin-1-like. Gene Ontology annotation, cellular component: cell-cell junction; plasma membrane. The transcript has 7 exons. The coding region runs from base 1 to 2115 and encodes 704 amino acids. Lineage: Eukaryota; Metazoa; Mollusca; Bivalvia; Mytilida; Mytilidae. Gene Ontology annotation, biological process: cell-cell adhesion. Gene Ontology annotation, molecular function: cell adhesion molecule binding. The record is from RefSeq and is a predicted model, not a curated record.